Arachis ipaensis is the source of this 1638-nucleotide messenger RNA. The record is from RefSeq and is a predicted model, not a curated record. NCBI's taxonomy places the organism in Eukaryota, Viridiplantae, Streptophyta, Magnoliopsida, Fabales, Fabaceae.
AUGACCCCUGCGUCGGAGACGGAAACAGUGGAAGUCGGCGGUCAGCAGAUCGGGAAAGCUGGUGAUGGGGAAACCAAUGGAGCUGGUCUGACCGGUGGAACAGCAGUCUCACCAGGUCGGGUCGUGGAAGAUAAAGCACCUGGCGGCGCGAAAUGGAUGGUGGUUGGAGUAAGGGCGGUUGGAGUUGGUCACGAUGCUGUGGUGGAGGGCGAGUCAAUCGCAGCUCUGUCUCCGGAGAAUGAUGCGGCCGCAGCUUGCGAGGAUCAAGACAGGAACCAUGCUGAGCUGGGGGCUGGUCAGGGGAAUAUUCUAGACCAAAGCGGAGGUAGUGGGGUUGUUGGAUGGGCUGGGGAAGGUUGUGGAGGUGCUAGACCUGGGCAAGGGGAAUGUGAUAAAGAUAACGGGGAUAGUGACUCUCAGUGCUUAGAGGAGCAUAUGUUGGAAAACAAAUUGACCUGGGAGCUGGCGAGGGAAUCAGGUGCUGUGUUGUACAAUGAGGAAGAUGACAUAAUGGCAAUUCUUCAGGUGCAGAACGAAGAAAUAGCACAAAAGAGGAAAGUGGCAAAACAAAAGGCGAAGAUGAGGAGAGAGGAGAAGAGUUAUGUGUGGGAGGAGUUGAGUUACAUUGCUGGGUUGUGUCAGGUCCCUUGCUGUUUCAUGGGAGACUUUAAUGAGAUAGUGAAUGUGGAGGAACGGAAAGGCAUUGUUAAUUUACCUCUGUCUACAGAAGAAUUCAAGAUUUGGAUGCAAGAUAUGCACUUAGUGGAUCUGCCACUUAUAGAUCGCAAGUUUACGUGGUUUCAAGGCCGUUCAUGCAGUCGAAUUGAUAGAACUAUGGUUAGUGUAGAAUGGCUAGAAGAGUUCCCUGAGACUCGGUUAAGAGGCAGACCAAGGGGCUUGUCAGAUCACUGCCCUAUUAUUGUGGAAGAUAAGAGGAUGAGGGAAGAUCCUAGGCCUUUUCGGAGCCUUGAUUCGUGGUUUACACAUGAAGGUUUUCUUAGAAUGGUUAAGGAGGAAUGGAGAGGGUUAGGGGAGUUGCAGUUUACAGAAAAAUUGAAGGCGUUGAUGGGACCUUUGGGAAGAUGGCAUAAGGACAACUUUGGUGAGAUGGACAAGAAGAUCUUGAAGUUUGAGGAAGAGAUAAAAAAGGUAGAUGACAUGGGGAGUUCUCCUUUGUUGGGGUUCAGAGAUGGUUUGGUGGAAAAGAUAGAUGAGGAAGAAUUUGUGACCUUGGAGGCGAUGCCAUCGGCUGAGGAAAUUAGAGAGGCAGUGCGGGAUUGUGAGUCAUCGAAGGUGCCAGGCUGUGAUGGGUACAACAUGAAUUUUAUUAAAAGGUGCUGGGAUGAGAUUGGGGCGAAAUUUACGGUAGUUGUGAUGGGAUUCUUUCAGACAUCCAGGUUACCGGCAGAUUCCAAUAUUACGUGGGUGGCGCUGGCCCCUAAGUUCAUUGGUGCGAAGGAGAUUAAAGACCUCAGACCUAUUAGUAUGGUUGGAUGUGUGUACAAGGUUAUUUCAAAGGUGCUAGUUAGGUGGAUGAGAGCAGUGAUGCCAGGAUUAGUAGGGGAGACUCAGAGUGCGUUUAUGAAGGGUAGAAAAUUUCAUGAUGGGGCUCUCAUAACGUGUGAAACAGUGCACUAG